This is a messenger RNA of Camelina sativa (false flax), 3505 nucleotides long. Its product is annotated as phosphatidate phosphatase PAH1. Gene Ontology annotation, molecular function: phosphatidate phosphatase activity. The record is from RefSeq and is a predicted model, not a curated record. Lineage: Eukaryota; Viridiplantae; Streptophyta; Magnoliopsida; Brassicales; Brassicaceae. Gene Ontology annotation, biological process: lipid metabolic process.
UCCUGGGGAGAGUACUCAUCAUCAUCUAUCUAUCUAAAUCUCUCUCUAUAUAAGCAAUUACAGUGUCUUUUAAGUAAUGGCGGAUUUAAUUUUUUCCUGAUUAUCCAAAAAACCAUCUUUUUUUUUUUUUUCUUUUUCUUCUUUCUUGUAGUAUAAAUUUCUCCCACCGGUAAAAUACAAUCGACGACGAAGCAAAAAGACAAAUCCUUUUUUCUUUUCUGACUUUGAUUUUUCAAAAAAAUUUCCCGAGAAUCUUUUUUUGAGAAACCCAAGAUUUUUAUCCCCAAGAAGAUAUUUCAAUCAUAAUUGAUAGAAUAGGAUAAAAAAAAUUGGGUUCAUUUCUAUUAGAAGAAGAAUCUCGAUUCGUCCAUCGUUUCUUGGAUUCUCCGCUAUAAGUUCCUUAAAUCUUUCAGAAACUGAUGUUUAUUGGAAUAGUAUAAGCUGCAUGCUCGAAAUCGGGUUUAGGCUGCAAUUGACCUGUCUAGAAACUUUAAAAGAGCGUUUUUUUGUAUAUGAUUUAGAACAGUCAAAGUUUCAAAGAUUUUUUUUGAUGAGAGAUGAGUUUGGUUGGAAGAGUUGGGAGUUUGAUUUCUCAAGGAGUUUACUCUGUUGCUACACCGUUUCAUCCAUUCGGUGGUGCUAUUGAUGUCAUUGUUGUUCAACAACAAGAUGGUUCUUUCCGUAGCACACCUUGGUAUGUUAGGUUUGGUAAGUUCCAAGGUGUUCUUAAAGGCGCUGAGAAGUUUGUCAAGAUUGCUGUGAAUGGCACCGAAGCUGAUUUCCACAUGUACCUUGAUAAUUCUGGUGAAGCUUAUUUCAUCAGGGAAGUUGAUCCUGCAGCAGCUAAUGACACCACCAGUUUGAUUUCCGGGUCUGAGAAUAGCAAUGCUAGUAGUGAAACUGGUUUCCGACUUGAGCACAGUUUAUCUGACGCUGGUUCUGGGGAGUUACGAGAAGGUUUCGACCCUUUGAAUCGGCUUGAGAGGACUGAGUCUGAUUGUAAUAGGAGGUUCUAUGAUUUUCAGGAUGAUCCGCCUUCUCCAACCUCGGAAUAUGGAAGUGCUAGAUUUGACAAUCUUAAUGUUGAAAGCUAUGGGGAUUCUCAAGGCUCUGAUUCUGAAGUCGUUUUGGUCAGUAUUGAUGGACAUAUACUAACAGCCCCUGUGUCAGCCGCAGAGCAGGAGGCUGAGAAUUUACGGUUAAAUACUCCUCAGUUUCAUUUGGCCCCUGGUGAUGGGACUGAGUUUUGUGAAGGUAAUACCGAGUUUGCGUCGUCAGAGACUUCGUGGGAUACCGAAUAUAUCGGCAAAGUUGAGUCAUCUGAUGCUAUUAAUAUUGUAUCUGAGAAAGUGGAGUCAUCUGAUGCUAUUAAUAUUGUAUCUGAAAAAGUGAAUGCUGCGAAUGAUGAUCGUAAUGAUUCAGAUUCAAAUUCUCGUGAUAAUGCCGAAAAAGAUUCUCAUGAUGCUCAAAGAAAUCUUCUUGGGAGCUAUAUGGAGCAGUCAGAGCUGACUGAGACGAGUGAGAAUGCAAAGUCAGGGGAACCAAGUCCUACUACUUUUGAGGAUCGAAAUCUAAAAGAAGGUGAGUUUCCACUUAGCACCAUCCCGGAAAAUGAUAGAAGUGAAGAUGAAGUGACUAUUGAAACAAGAGAUACUCUCGUUGAUAGUUUUGAAUCUUCUUCUGCAACCCAAAUAAUAACAACAGAAGAAGUCAAAACAACUGAGGAAUCCAGAAUAUCCGUUGAUUCUAAUACUGAUUCAGAAUGUAAGGAUGAACAGCCAAGAACAUCUGCAGAAACUGCCAUCUUGAUUAACAACGAGGAAGGCGGGAUUGUAGAAUCGGAAGAUCAGGCUUCUGAGAGAGUCUCUAUAGAUUCAACGAGAGAGGACGAUGAGCAACUGACUCCAACUAAACCAACAGAGGAGGAUAACGAGGACGGGAAGAGUGUAGUUUCUGUGGGUGCGACUUCUAGUUUAGACGUAGGAAAACCCGAUACAGAUCAGAGAUAUGAGCUAUCAAUUUGCAAGGAUGAGCUUCGUCAGGGUAUGGGACUUAGCGCAGCUGCUGAGGUCUUUGAUGCACAUCGGAUUACCAUGGAAGAAUAUAUAAACUCGGCAACAUCAAUUCUUGAAAGUGAAAAUCUGGUUGUUAGGAUCAGAGGCACGUAUAUGCCAUGGACGAAAGCUGCUCGAAUUGUGCUUGGGAAAGCUGUGUUUGAUCUAGACUUAGAUAUCCAGCCAGAUGAUUUGAUUUCUGUGGAGGAAAAUGAAUCGCCUAACCCCAAGGAUGAUGAAACCACAGUAACUCCUUCUUCAUCUGGAAGAAGAUGGAGACUCUGGCCUAUUCCUUUUAGAAGGGUUAAAACAAUUGAACAUACGGGAAGUAACUCCUCCAGCGAAGAAGAUCUGUUUGUUGAUUCUGAACCUGGCUUACAGAACUCACCGGAACCACAAUCAACCGCAGCGAGUCGCCGUGAGUCCCCGCGUAGACAACUUGUGAGAACCAAUGUCCCUACCAAUGAACAGAUCGCAUCUCUGAAUCUGAAAGAUGGUCAGAAUGUAAUAACUUUUAGUUUCUCGACAAGAGUUCUGGGAACACAACAGGUCGAUGCGCAUAUUUACCGGUGGAGAUGGGACACCAAGAUAGUGAUCUCAGAUGUUGAUGGAACUAUAACUAAAUCUGAUGUGUUAGGUCAGUUCAUGCCCUUCAUUGGAAAGGACUGGACACAGUCCGGUGUAGCCAAGCUUUUUUCUGCCAUAAAGGAGAAUGGAUAUCAGUUGCUUUUUUUAAGCGCCCGUGCCAUCGUUCAGGCAUAUCUAACGAGAAAUUUCUUAAAUAAUCUGAAGCAGGACGGAAAAGCUCUGCCAACCGGUCCUGUAGUCAUUUCACCAGAUGGGCUAUUUCCAGCAUUGUACCGUGAAGUAAUAAGAAGAGCACCUCAUGAAUUCAAGAUCGCAUGUUUGGAGGAUAUCAGGAAACUCUUCCCUACGGAUUACAACCCGUUUUACGCGGGAUUUGGAAACAGAGAUACCGAUGAGCUGAGUUACAGAAAACUCGGAAUCCCAAAGGGGAAGAUAUUCAUAAUCAACCCAAAGGGAGAAGUGGCAACAGGACAUCGCAUAGAUGUAAAAAAGUCUUACACUUCACUUCAUACUCUUGUCAACGACAUGUUUCCUCCAACUUCACUUGUUGAGCAGGAAGAUUAUAACCCAUGGAACUUCUGGAAACUACCAAUAGAAGAGGUUGAUUAAAGAAAGGGUUCAUGUUACAAACAGGAGAAACUUUUCGGGUCUCUAAAACGAGGUGCAGAUGAGUCGAACAUGGUGGCUGUGGAAUCUAAGCUUACUCUAUGACCUUGUUGACAGGAAAGAGCUGGAACUUGUAGAAAAGAAAGAGCUAGAACUUGUCUCUACUUUGUAAUGUCUCAUGUAGGAGUUAACACAAUAGGGAAAGAAUGCUAUAUUAGCUGUGACAAACUUAUAUGUACAAGACAUUAUUUUCUUUA